Platichthys flesus (European flounder) is the source of this 6009-nucleotide messenger RNA. RefSeq names its product adenylate cyclase 8 (brain) (gene adcy8). Gene Ontology annotation, molecular function: adenylate cyclase activity. The record is from RefSeq and is a predicted model, not a curated record. Gene Ontology annotation, biological process: adenylate cyclase-activating G protein-coupled receptor signaling pathway; cAMP biosynthetic process; intracellular signal transduction. NCBI's taxonomy places the organism in Eukaryota, Metazoa, Chordata, Actinopteri, Pleuronectiformes, Pleuronectidae. Bases 798 to 4493 code for a protein of 1231 amino acids. The transcript has 18 exons. Gene Ontology annotation, cellular component: plasma membrane.
CUCCGCUCGCGCAGCCAAACGUGCGUGUGCGUCCGUGAGUGAGUGAGUGUGUCUACAGGACGUUAUUGUGAUCCACACACAGGUGUUGCGUGUCCUCGUGCGGAUGGUGACGCUGCGGAGCUCGCGCGCUUCAACAACAACUUGAUGCUCCUUGGUGUUUCUCCCGCAGGCCCGCGUGCGUGUGUGCGUGUUUUGUAAGGACACCGACCGAGCACGCGGAUUUCUCUCCGUCUCUGGAUUUUCCGGGAUUUACUCUCGCGUGUUGUCUCCGGUGGACGUGACCGGAGCGCGGGAGCUACCGGGGCUUUGUGUUCUCCAUCAUGACGGAGUGACCGGAUCCAGCUGUGCCGGCGACGCACGAGCCACCGCCGGGUCGAACCCAGAGAAUCCUCCGUGACGCCCGCUCCCGCCCGGACGUCCACCCCGCUCCUCGCGGAACCCGGUUUCUCCGUGAAGCCGCGGCACCCUGAUGGUGCGGACCGGCGGCUCGCGGUGGUUCGAGCCGCGGAUGGCACGCGCCGCCCGGUGAUCGUGGCGGUGGACCCGGGAGAUGCUCCUCCACUCGGGGCUGAUUCUUCAGUGGGACGGUUCGCGUGACCAUGACGUCCAGCCGCGCUUUGCCCCGUGCCGUGCUCACCGCAACCCGAGAGAGAAGCACGCGCCCCCGGUUCGAUGCGCACGAGAGGACGUCGUUCCCCGUUAACCGCUGAGCUAACUCACACCCGGGAGGGAGGGAGACCACACACCGACACUACCGACAGACACGAGAGCCACACCGGGGACGAGCGGCGGCGGGCAUGGAGCUGUCCGAGGUCCGGUGCUCCAGCGCCAGCGAGGAGCUGUACACCGUCAACCGGACACCGAGCAGCGGCAGCGGCGGCAGCGCGCGACCCAAGCGGCUGCUGUGGCAGAACGCGGUGCGGCACAUCACCGAGCAGCGGUUCAUCCACGAGCAGGGCGGCGCGGGGGUGAAGGAAGGCGGGGCGGACGAGCCCUACGACCCGGGCCAGGACGCGCGGAAGCAGUCGGCGGGGCGCACGUCGGUGGGGGACCGGCACAACAACGGCGGCACCAAAGUGUUCCCGGAGCGCGCGAGCAGCGACCUCGGCUUCCUGCAGAUCGACUGCGCGCCGAGCAACUCCGACUUCUUCCUGAACUGGGGCUACACGUACCGGGGCGUCAUCUUCCCCACGCUGCGCAACGCGUUCAAGUCCCGCGACCUGGAGCGGCUCUACCAGCGCUACUUCCUGGGCCAGCGGCGCAAGUCCGUGGUGGUGAUGAACCUCCUGGACGUGGUGACGAAGCUCACGCUGCUGGUGCUGCACCUCACCCUGGCCUCGGCCCGCAUGGACCCCAUCAAGGGCACGCUGCUGGGCUUCUUCACGGGCAUCGAGGUGGUGAUUUGUGCCUUAGUGGUGGUGCGGAAGGACACCACGUCGCACGGCUACCUGCAGUACAGCGGCGUGGUCACCUGGGUGGCCAUGGCCACGCAGAUCCUGGCGGCCGGGCUGGGCUACGGGCUGCUGGGCGACGGGGUGGGCUACGUGCUGUUCACCCUGUUCGCCACCUACAGCAUGCUGCCGCUGCCGCUCACCUGGGCCAUCAUGGCCGGCCUGUUCACCUCGGGCCUGCACAUCCUGGUGCAGAUGCUCAUCUCCCACAAUGCACCGCUGUUCACCAACCAGGUUGCAGCCCAGGCCGUGUUGUUCAUGUGCAUGAACAUCGCCGGGAUCUUCAUCAGCUACCUGUCGGACCGGGCCCAGCGCCAGGCCUUCCUGGAGACGCGGCGCUGCAUCGAGGCCCGGCUGCGGCUGGAGACAGAGAACCAGAGACAGGAGAGACUGGUGUUAUCGGUCCUUCCACGUUUUGUAGUUUUGGAGAUGAUCAACGACAUGACCAAUGUAGAGGACGAACACCUCCAGCAUCAGUUCCACAGGAUCUACAUCCACCGCUACGAGAAUGUGAGCAUUCUUUUCGCAGAUGUCAAAGGCUUCACCAACCUCUCCACGACGCUGUCUGCUCAGGAGCUGGUCCGAAUGCUGAACGAGCUCUUUGCACGCUUCGACCGCCUCGCACAUGAGCACCACAGUCUCCGGAUAAAGAUCCUGGGAGACUGUUACUACUGUGUGUCCGGUCUGCCUGAGCCCCGACAGGACCACGCCCACUGCUGUGUGGAGAUGGGCCUGAGCAUGAUCAAGACCAUCAGAUACGUGAGGUCGCGCACGAAGCACGACAUCGACAUGCGCAUCGGGAUCCACUCGGGCUCGGUGCUGUGCGGCGUGCUGGGACUCAGGAAGUGGCAGUUUGACGUCUGGUCCUGGGACGUGGACAUCGCCAACAAGCUGGAGUCCGGAGGGAUCCCAGGACGGAUCCACAUCUCCAAAGCGGCUCUGGACUGUCUGAACGGGGACUACGAGGUGGAGGAGGGACACGGGAAGGACCGCAACGACUUCCUGCGCCGCCACAACAUCGAGACGUUCCUCAUCAAGCAGCCGGAGGAGAGCCUGCUCACGCUGCCGGAGGACAUCAUGAAGGACAACGCCAGCUCGGCCGACCGCCGGGUCAGCAGCGCCACCUUCAACGAGGCGUCCUGGAGCCCCGAGCUGCCCUUCGACAACAUCGUGGGGAAGCAGAACACUCUGGCUGCCCUCACGAGAAACUCGAUUAAUCUGCUUCCAAACCAUCUCGCACAAGCUUUGCAUGUCCACUCCGGCCCCGAGGAGAUUAACACGCGAAUAGAGAGCGCCAUCGACUCGCGGAGUGGCGAUGAGUUGAGACGAGAGCAUAUCAGGACUUUCUCACUGAUGUUUAAAGACUCCGGCCUGGAACAGAAGUACUCCCAGAUGAGGGAUGAGGUCUUCAAGUCCAACCUGGUCUGCGCCUUCAUCGUGCUCAUCUUCAUCACCACCAUCCAAAGCCUACUUCCCUCUGCCAGAAUGGUGACCAUGGUGGUCCAGUUCUCCGUCCUCAUCGUGCUCCACUCCUGCCUGGUCCUGGUCACGACGGCAGAGGACUACAAGUGUCUUCCUCUGGUCCUGAGGAAAGCCUGCUGCUGGAUCAACGAGACCUACGCCGCGAGGAACGUCAUCAUCUUCGUCUCCAUCCUCAUCAACUUCCUGGCAGCCAUGAUCAAUAUACUGUGGUGUGACUUCGACAAGUCCAGCACCUUCAGGAACCAGACGUUCAACGAGUCGGCCUCCGUGCCCGACAUCUGCUUCUACCCAGAGUACUUCGUGUUCACCGGGGUCCUGGCGAUGGUGACCUGUGCCGUGUUCCUGCGGCUGAACUCGGUGCUGAAGCUGGCGGUGCUGCUGGUGAUGAUCGCCAUCUACUCGCUGCUGACGGAGGCCUUCUACACCUCGCUGUUCAUCCGCUACGACGCCCUGCACCACAACACAGAGAACUUCCUGGGAACUAAAGAGACGUCUCUGCUCCUCAUGGCCAUGUUCCUCCUGGCGGUGUUCUACCACGGGCAGCAGUUGGAGUACACGGCUCGACUGGACUUCCUGUGGCGCGUCCAGGCCAAAGAGGAGAUCAACGAGAUGAAGGAGCUGCGAGAGCACAACGAGAACAUGCUGAGGAACAUCCUGCCCAGCCACGUGGCGCGCCACUUCCUGGAGAAGGACCGGGACAACGAGGAGCUCUACUCUCAGUCCUACGACGCCGUGGGGGUGAUGUUCGCCUCCAUCCCCGGCUUCGCCGACUUCUACUCGCAGACCGAGAUGAACAACCAGGGAGUCGAGUGCCUGAGGCUGCUCAACGAGAUCAUCGCCGACUUUGACGAGCUGCUGGGCGAGGACCGGUUCCAGGACAUCGAGAAGAUCAAGACGAUCGGCAGCACCUACAUGGUCGUGUCCGGUCUGUCGCCUGAAAAGCAGCAAUGUGAAGACAAAUGGGGGCACUUGUGUGCGUUGGCAGACUUUGCCAUCGCCCUCAACGAGAGCAUCCAGGAGAUCAACAAGCACUCCUUCAACAACUUUGAGCUGAGGAUCGGUAUGGCUCACGGCUCGGUGGUGGCCGGUGUGAUCGGGGCCAAGAAGCCUCAGUACGACAUCUGGGGGAAGACGGUGAACCUGUCCAGCCGGAUGGACAGCACGGGCGUGAGCGGCAAGAUCCAGGUGCCGGAGGAGACCUGCACCAUCCUCAAGGAGCGGGGCUUCGCCUGUGAGUACCGGGGAGAGAUCUACGUGAAGGGCAUCAGCGAGCAGGAGGGCAAGAUCCGGACGCACUACCUGACGGGCCGGGUGCAGCCCAACCCGCUCAUCAUGCAGCCGCGCAAAAUCACCGGCCAGUACUCGCUGGCGGCCGUGGUGCUCGGCCUGGUGCAGUCUCUCAACCGGCAGAAGCAGAAGCAGAUCCUCAACGAGAACAACAACUCGGGCAUCUUGAAGGGCCACCACCACUACAACCGCAGGACGCUGUUAGCGCCCGGCUGCUCCGAGGCGGGGGCGGGGCAUCACGCCGAGGUGGCUGAUAAGACUGAGCUGUCCUGAAGAGCCGACUGGAGCUUUGGUUCCAUGCAGGUUUCUCUGAGGCAGAGAUGCUCUUCAGGCAAAGAUAAUCCCAGUGGUUGAGUGAGGACCUCAGUGGGUGCAGCUAAUGAACACUGGUUUUCUGACGCAGUAAUGUUAGCACACGUCCACGAUAGAGCAGCUGGUGAAAGUUCUUCAGGAGUCGUAAGUUUGUCACAACCUGGUUCCAGAUUCUCAACUAACAACCGACCAAUCAGAGCGCUGUAGGCUUUGUUAUUAAGACGUGAUCGAACCAGAGCUAGAAGCCACAGAAGGUUCAGAGGUCUGGACCAGCUCAGUUCAUCUCCCCUCACAGUGACUCAACGGGACGACCACCUGUUGGAGCACGAUGGAAUCCAUUACUAGGUUUGUGCAAAACCUUUGAAGCUUUCCAAACCUAAUGAUGGUUCUCCAGAGAAAGACCCCCCCGCUCUGCAGGUGUGAAUAGGGUCGAUCACACACUGCAGAAAGGUCUGAGUCCAACAGGCCUCACUCGUAGUUAUACAUGAGCUGGAUCCCUUUGGUUCCACGUGUGACAUCUCAAAUUUAAAAAAGAGGAAAUCACCUCAUGCUGCAACUUGCAUCUUGUAGAUUUGGUGAAUUCGGCCGCUCGGUGUCAAACGAGACGAGAAGAGUUCAAGAUCUUAAAAACCUCUUUUGAACAAGAGUUGUACAAAUAUGCAAAUACGCAGACGAGCAGGUCCCGGGUUGAAAGGUACUUUAUGUUGAUUUGUCCUCGAGCAGCACGAUGGGACAAUGUUUGUUUGUGUGGGUCUUCGUUGUUUGUCCCUGUGAUUUCCUCCCAGUUUCAUGAAGCUCCACAGAUCUGCAGAAACACCAGAGAACCCAGCAGUGCACCAGCACACACAGGGAACCAGUUUCUAUGGAUGUAAACAAUGCAGGUUACAAACUCAACACCAACUGGUCUAAUGCAGUCAGCGAGUUCAUUAGAUCUCAAGGACACACACCAUGAAUGUAAACAAAGUGUUCACAGGAAGCCUGCCCAGGCGCCUGUAGGAGGCUGAUUAGAACCUGAGCUGGUUUCUCUGAGCCAGUGAGCUUCUCUCUCCACGUUAUGCACAUCAGGGAGGAGGGAAUGCACUGGUUCCAUUCCUCCAGGUUUCCCAGUUAGCCUGACAUCUUCCACUGAGGUGUAACUCAACCAAAGUGAUUAUUCCAGUCUCCUGAAUCAACUCUGCUUCUGAUGAAUGUUUGUAGAACUGAAACUCCACUUUGUUCCUGAAGGAGGAGCUGGCGUGGAGGAGCGAGGGCGGGACGGGAUCACACGCCCUCACCUGUUCGAUGUUCGAUUCCCUCAGACUGUCUGACGUUCCUCCGCUCGUUUCCACUUCCUGUUUUUACGUCGACUGGCCACUGGCCCGUCCCCGUCCAGACCCAGAGACCCGUUCCCACUCGAACCCCCGCCCGGUGUUGAUGUUUCUUUUUUGUAUUUCUUUUAUAUAUGACAACACAAUAAAAAGGGGUCUAAUUUUGUAUA